UCAGGAGAGGUCGCUGGGCGAAAGGAGGUUGACGGCCUGGUGUACUACAAGAUCGAGUGGCAAGUGACUACAGAGCCGGCGAAAAAUCUAGAGAAUGCCCUGAGCCUCGUGAAGGAGUACUGGGAUAAUGUUCGUAGUCUCAAGUCUGGGAACAGGAGGGGCCAGGAAGAUGACAGUGACGAGAUAUAA
Molecule: messenger RNA, 189 nt
Organism: Colletotrichum tamarilloi
Lineage: Eukaryota; Fungi; Ascomycota; Sordariomycetes; Glomerellales; Glomerellaceae
Exons: 1
Source: RefSeq, a predicted model, not a curated record